Messenger RNA from Striga hermonthica, 1716 nucleotides. Lineage: Eukaryota; Viridiplantae; Streptophyta; Magnoliopsida; Lamiales; Orobanchaceae. The record is from the annotation of a GenBank genome assembly.
AUGAUCAGAACCUUAUUUCACCUGCGUUCAUCACUGUCACUCUCAACUGCGAUAAACCCUCCAUCUUCGCCUUCAGCUUUCCUGUUUCCUCUCUUUUCUUCCCACUUCUCCAGCUCGCCUGUGUUAGAGAGAAAGCGUUCCGAUCCCAGCGACGGUGAUUUCAAUGAGGAUCCCUCCCGCCCGCCCAGGCUCUUCGUCAUACAGCCCAGGAUCCGGCCCGAGACGCAUUUGAGGUGGAAGCUCGAGGAGGCCUUGAAUCUCGCCAAAUCGCUCGAACAACAGCGAGACGGAUUUUAUGAGACGGAGUUUCUGGACAAGGAGACCCCGCCUCAUCUGGUCGUUCAGAAUCCCAUCGUCAGGUCGCCUCGAGCGGAUACAUAUUUCGGACUUGGGACAGUAAGCAAUAUUAAGUGCCACUUGAAUGAUUUGGAAUCAAAGGAUGAGGUGGAUGCUAUUUUUGUAAAUGCUAUUCUCACGGGUGUUCAGCAACGUAAUUUGGAGAGGACAUGGGAUAAACCUGUUCUGGACCGUAUUGCUCUCAUAAUAGAGAUUUUUAAUGCUCAUGCUCAGACAAAGGAAGCUAAACUGCAGUCUGAGUUAGCAGCCCUGAUGUACAAACGGAGCAGGCUCGUUCGAGUUCGUGGUUGCGAUGGGCGUUAUACAUUUGGUGGAGUUGGAGAAGCUGAAGUUGUUAGUGCCAGGGGGAGAGGGAGUGGAGGGCGUGGUUUUAUCAGCGGUGCUGGAGAAACUGAGCUUCAACUUCAGCGUCGAAGAAUCUCAGAACGGAGACAAAAAUUACUCUCAGAAAUCAAAGAAGUUCGAAGAACUCGAGCCGUGCAGCGUGCUGCUAGAAAAAGGGAGGGAGAGUCUUUGGGACAAGAACUUGCUACCGUUGCUGUAGUUGGAUAUACAAAUGCUGGAAAGUCUACACUGGUCAGUGCGCUCUCAGACAGCUAUCUUUACUGUGAUGAUCGAUUGUUUGCUACCGUCGAUCCAAAGUUAAGCAGUGUCGUUCUUCCAUCAGGGAGGAAAGUGCUGCUUAGCGACACAGUUGGGUUUAUCUCAGAUUUGCCUGUUCAGCUGGUCGAGGCAUUUCAUGCAACACUGGAGGAGGUUGCUGAAGCUGAUCUUCUCGUGCAUGUGCUGGACUCGAGUGCGCCGAAUCUUGAUGAACACCGGAAAACAGUCAUGCAAGUUCUUGGAAGGAUUGGCGUUUCGCAGGAGAAACUUCAAAACAUGAUUGAAGUAUGGAAUAAGGUUGAUAUCCUAGAAGAGAACUCUGAUGGCAUCAAUCAAGAAUUCAAUUUCUCAGAUAACGAAGAUGCUGACGUCACCAGUGACCAAGUAACCGAUCAACCUGAUGAGGAGCAAGAUACUAAAGCUGAUGAGCUGUCUCAGGAUCUUGGAGACUAUUCAGAUGGCUGGCUCUCGUGCGAUGAUGAGAAUGAAGACUCUUGGGUUGACUAUGAGGGAAGGUCCAUAGGAUGCAACUCUGCGAAUGGCCCUCAAGAUGAGCUUUCAGUGCCUAGUGAUGAAGGCCUUGAAUCCACUUGCCAUGUCAAAACAUCAGCUGUGACUGGAGUCGGUUUACAAGAGUUGCUGGAGAUAAUUGACGAGAAAUUGGGGCAGUGUCGUGUGGUGGAAAGGGGUGUGUUUGAUCGGAAAUGGAGACCUCCCCGUGAUGAAGACAAUAAUAAGAUAGCAGUUGAGCUAUAG